ACCAGGGAGCGAGAGUUUUUUUUCGUCUCCAUUUUUUACAAGAUACCAUGCGAUGAGUGAUUCAGAAGAAGCAUCUACGAGCCUUGCGGUGUCCGUGCCGGUCGGCGGUGGGUACGAUAGUGAGGCACGCACGCCACAGGAGGAAAGCAACGGUGAUACGGGAAGGAGAAGAGGCCGGAAGCGCUCCUCGGAGCAAUUGCAGGGGGAGGCCUUAUUAAGCGCGGCCUCUCAUAAUGAUGCCGCAACGAUUCGAGAUCUUGUACAGGGAGGAGUCUCGGUUGAUUGGGCAGAUGCCCUAGGCGGCGGUGGACAGACGGCGCUCCAUUUGGCGGCGAUCGCCGGACAUGUUGAUGCGGUACGAUGCUUGAUUGAUUUGGGUGCCUCCGUCAACAAGGUCAACGACAUCAGCUCUGCAACACCGUUACAUUUGGCAGCUAUGGGCAGGGGUACGCGUGAACGCAAACUUCAAGUCAUUUCUGCGCUAGUCGCCGCUGGCGCGGACUGUUUCAUAGAAGACCGCUACCAGAGUCAACCGUGGCACUACGCGCACGACGAAGCCAUGCGGCUAGCAAUGAAAGGGCCCGACUUUAAGCUCCACAAGGCAAUUUUGAACCGUGACGAGCCGGCCUUGAGACAAUUGUUACAAACUCUCGAUUCCUCCGAGCAACUGAACGCGGUGGGUCCUGACGGGAAUACCCCCCUGCACGUGGCCGCUUCCAUUGCCUGUCCCAUAGCCGUGGCAGCUUUGCUUAAAGCAGGAGCCAAUCCGAACGAGCGAAAUGAGCACGGGACCAUGGCCUUGCACACGGCAGCCAAUGUGUUGAGCGAGGAAAUCGCCGAUCUGCUCCUGCAGGCUGGGGCGGCGAUCGAUGGAAAGAGCUUUCUGGUCGACGAAUACAGCUCAAAAGGUCAAAACUGGGUGGAGUCUCCGGAUCCGUCCUCGCGUGGAGCCUUGUCCUCUCCUGCCUUUGGCAUGGACAGGGACGUGGGGGACGGCGGCGCCGAGGGAAAGCCUUCUCCGCGGAGUCGGAAAGAGUACAAGAGCGUGACGGCCGCUGAGCAUGAGACUGCCUUGCACGUAGCCGUUCGGAAAGGAGGAGUGCCCAUGGCCAAAUUCCUGAUGGCCCGAGGCGCGGCCCCCGACCUGACGGAUCGGGCGGGCAAGACGCCGUUGCACGUGGCGUUGGAAUGCCUGCUGGACGCGAGUCGGAUCGGGAACGGGGCAGAGACCCAAGGUUGCAUGGAGAUGGUCCGGUUGCUGUUGGAAAAUGGCGCCUGUCCUCGUCGAGGCAACCCGCUAUGGGGUAGGCAGCGCACCACCCUGCAUUGGGCAGCACAGUGCGGACACGUUGACGCCCUGGAAGUGCUGGUGGGGUACACCUUUGGCCUGAACAGGCAACGGCUGUUGGACGCGCAAGACGAUAAAGGAAUGACAGCUGUCAUGUGUGCGGCCCAGGAAGGGAAGGUCGGCUGCCUCGAGGCUUUGCUUCGGAAUGGGGCAGACGCCUCAAUCCGAAAUGCGGAGGGGUUGACGGCUAGAGAUAUAGCAGCUGCAGGGGGCAUGGCGGCGGCCUUGUGUAUCAUUGAUACGUUUGCCACGUUUGCCUCAGUGGCGUGAGGGAAAAGGGAGAACAGGAAACAGCCAGGUCGGGUUGAAAUGAAGCACAAAGUAUAGAGUAAAGGCAUUCAGUCACAAAAGAAAAGGUAUGUGCCGGGCCCUAUCUCUUUUUGAAGUCCGCAUGGUGUGAUAAAAAAAGAUACAACACAAGGGGUGAGAGGAGACUCUAUCCCUAAAGCAGACAUGAGAAUGGCAAGCGUAGAAGAGAAAAGCAAAGGGGGAAAAGCUAACAUGCUAAGGGCAUGUCCUUCAAGGCAGACAAGACACUGGUAAACGGUUGCUUGCGUCAGAGCCUGUCAAAUAGAAUCUGGCAAAUACAGCAUUUUUGCUCCGUCUUACGGGCAAAUUUAAAGAAAUGACGGCAUCCUUUAUGUUACGGAGGUACAUUCAUGUCACACACAUUGGGUUGGUAACUUGGCAUACUCGAAG
Messenger RNA from Nannochloropsis gaditana CCMP526, 2047 nucleotides. Its product is annotated as ankyrin unc44. Gene Ontology annotation, cellular component: nucleus; cytoplasm. The record is from RefSeq and is a predicted model, not a curated record. Bases 53 to 1618 code for a protein of 521 amino acids. The transcript is spliced from 3 exons. Gene Ontology annotation, molecular function: protein binding.